UGAUGGUGAUGAGGGAAACAAGCGUGGAUAGCGGCGUUCCUUCUCCAUCCAGGUAUCCUUGGAAGGAGGAGAGCCAUGGCAUCCUGGUGGGGCCUCCUCUUCCUCUUCCUUUGUGUCCAGCUCGGGGGCAGCCAGAAGAAGAAGGAGAAUCUUUUAGCUGAGAAGGUGGAACAGCUUAUGGAGUGGAGUUCAAGGCGCUCAGUUAUCCGCAUGAAUGGAGACAAAUUUAGAAGAUUUGUGAAGGCCCCACCUCGCAACUAUUCGGUGAUUGUGAUGUUUACAGCUCUCCAGCCACAGAGGCAAUGCUCUGUUUGUCGGCAGGCUAAUGAAGAAUAUCAAGUCCUGGCUAAUUCAUGGCGCUACUCAUCUGCAUUUUCAAACAAACUUUUCUUCACUAUCGUUGAUUAUGAUGAAGGUGCUGACGUUUUCCAGCAGCUCAAUAUGAACUCUGCUCCUACGUUCAUGCAUUUCCCUCCAAAAGGUAAGCCCAAGAGAGCUGACACAUUUGACCUGCAGAGAAUUGGAUUCGCAGCAGAACAGUUAGCUAAGUGGAUAGCUGACAGAACUGAUGUUCAUAUUAGAGUAUUCAGACCACCAAACUAUUCAGGUACAAUUGCACUGGCCCUCCUGGUGUCUCUGGUCGGUGGCUUGCUCUACUUACGGAGAAAUAACUUGGAGUUUAUCUACAACAAGACGGGCUGGGCAAUGGCAGCACUGUGUGUCGUUUUUGCUAUGACUUCAGGCCAAAUGUGGAAUCAUAUUCGUGGGCCCCCAUAUGCUCAUAAAAAUCCUCAGAAUGGGCAAGUGAGCUACAUACAUGGAAGCAGCCAGGCACAGUUUGUUGCAGAGUCUCAUAUUAUCCUGCUCCUGAAUGCUGCUAUCACCAUGGGAAUGGUUCUUUUGAAUGAAGCUGCUACCUCCAAAGGAGAUGUUGGUAAAAGGAGAAUAAUAUGCCUGGUGGGACUGGGUCUCGUUGUUUUCUUCUUCAGCUUCUUGCUGUCCAUAUUCCGCUCCAAAUACCAUGGAUAUCCAUACAGCUUCUUAAUUAAGUGAAUUCAAGUGAGAUUAGCAGAAGGCUAAUGUUUACUAGGAAGAUAAGCAGCUCCUGAUAGUAUCUGCUUACCAACAUUACAUUUCCUCAAGAAACUUUGCACUUGGUUCAUCUGCUUCCUGUGAUAAAUUUCAGCAUUUGUGUGGAGGACAAUAUUAUGUUUGUACCUUAUUAGCAAAUGAUUCAUUUAAUUUAUAAUGCAUAGCAAAUACUGGAUAUCUAAGUGAAAGAUAUGGUAAAUAGGAAUGGGAGUAUGAUAUGCUUGAUGAUCCUGAAUCGAAAUAAAGUUAACUUUAGUGAGAAAGUAUUCUUUUUUCUGAUUGUUGUUGUUGUUGUUAUUCUGUUGCAGCUGUGUAGACUGUGGCUGGAAAAAAGUCAAAACAUUUGAAAUUUUGAAACUGUACUCCUGUGGCAUAAAGUAUUGUAAGAUUUAUUAGAAUUAAACCAGCUCUACCUAAUAAAGAAGACAAAG
This is a messenger RNA of Sceloporus undulatus (fence lizard), 1523 nucleotides long. RefSeq names its product tumor suppressor candidate 3 (gene TUSC3). The record is from RefSeq and is a predicted model, not a curated record. Gene Ontology annotation, cellular component: oligosaccharyltransferase complex. Lineage: Eukaryota; Metazoa; Chordata; Lepidosauria; Squamata; Phrynosomatidae. The transcript has 10 exons. Bases 76 to 1053 code for a protein of 325 amino acids.